Molecule: messenger RNA, 1395 nt
Organism: Peronospora belbahrii
Lineage: Eukaryota; Oomycota; Peronosporomycetes; Peronosporales; Peronosporaceae
Source: the annotation of a GenBank genome assembly
AUGGAAGAUGACUGGCCAGCAGUAGCUGCUUAUUUUAAAGCACUGCUACAGUCACGUUUGCAUAGUCCACCUAUUCGAUGCGGUCUUGCAGGUGUAAAGGGUAAAGCCAUAUUUGCUGGUAAACCACUUCGAGCUGGUGAACCUAUUUGGACGGAAGCACCAUUUGUAGCAAUGCAACAUGAAGAUAAUAAGGAGUUUGUUGAUUGUUGUGACAACUGCUUUGUGCCACUUAUUGACAGUAAAGCGUGCUGGGCACGUGUUGUAACUAGCAAGAGUUCUGAAGUGGAAAGUGAAUCCGUUCCUGCUGAUGAAGCUAUGGCCAGUGAGGCAGAUUUUGAAGCGGCCAUUGCAUUUUUACAGAAAGAAGGCGGUAAGAGUCCUGAAGAGAGCUACUUUUCAGUGUUUCAACUGGCAAAGAGUCUGGUCAAAUGUACUUGUGGCGUUGUCUACUGUUCUAACAACUGCAAGCAGAUUGCGUACGCACAACAUCACGCACUCUUGUGUCCACAUUCGGAAGAACGAGAGAAUGCCAUGGGUCAAUUUCUUAACCAUACACUUGUGACAAAUGAGAUUUUCCAGCUUGCAGCCAAGGUCUUGGCAAAGAUUAUACUGCUCUUUGUGGCAACGCAAGACAUGGCGCAAGCCAGACAACCCGUUGAUAUUUUUUGCAAAUUGCCAUGGUGGGAAGUCAUUACGUCAGAGGAAGAUUUGAAAGACGGAGAAACGCUGGAAGAAUACAGGGACAAAUUUCGCUCGCUGCUUUUGCAGACAUACGACUACUUUAUUAACGGCUUGAGGGAGAACCUUGCUCACUUGGAGACUCAGGGAGAACUCAAUGGUCUUACAGCAGACGCGGUGCUUGUGUCAUGCGAUGAAGUGUUAAGCGUCGACUUUUUCAGUCGCGUGGUAGGCAUGUUUGAGAUGAACAACAUUAGUAUGGAGAUCGACCACCCGUUUCACGCGCUAGGUGAGGCGCUGGGUGAAGCCAGUCCUGAAGAAAAGAAGGACAUGCCGCCAGUGCUAGCCCGCGUCAAGACGGCGCUUGAAAAGUUUGCAAAAGAGCACAAUCAUCAGCUUUGCGAAUAUGACGAAGGACGCAAUGAACAUAGCGAGGAGGAAUGCUACGCCGCGGACGAAGAUUUUGUGGGCGUGGAAGGCACUGCACUGUUUUCAGGUAUUUGCACAAUGAAUCACAGCUGUGACCCAAAUUGCACAGUGCUGUACACCAAGGACGGAGCUGCUCACGUGUUUGCCGUACAGGACAUUGCGGAGGGCGACGAGCUAUGCAUUUCAUAUAUUGAUGUGGACCAGGAAGUGAAUGAGCGGGAGGAUUAUCUUCGGGAGUAUCAAUUCGUAUGUCAUUGCACCCGGUGUGAGGAAGAAAGAAAAGCAUAG